CAGCGGCAAAGUAGAGGCGGCCUCGAGCUAUCCGUGUACGUUGGCCAUGGAUAUGCUCGUGUUACCUCUUUUAAUAAUGAUUCCGUAUUUAAGAUGCUAAGCGAAAGCUUUCUAUUUUGCAUCUUUCUUCUGUCGUAUACGAUGACAGCUCAGGCUGAUGCUGCCCCCCUUCAUAUAAUGAAACAAAACCUUGAUGAUCAAGAAACACAAGCAGAAACCACCCUACCUCCUUUGCAGUCAUUGGAAAACAUGAAGAAAUCUUGGGAUGAUGAUAUGAAAUACCUAAAGCAAAGCCAUCAAGAAACCAGUCCCGUGUACGGAAUAGAACAAAUAACAGUCCCAGUGUAUUUCCACUUAUCAUCCAAGAAUAUCCUCAGAUGCAGGACCGAGGCACUAGCUUCAGAAAAACUUGACGCAAAAUAUACAUGGACUAGUCCCACUGGACCUGUUGCUGAAAUGUCUAGAAGGUUAACUACAACAUCAACAGGAGAUCUCAUUCUACACCACAUUAAGGGAUCUGAUGCUGGAAACUACACAUGUUUUCUCAGGUACAUACUCGCUUCAACGAAUGGACAAGUAACACUCAACUACUUAGUCUAUGUGUAUCAUCAUCCUGAAAUCAGCAUUCAUGCGACUGUGUCAUUUUUUGUUAAAAGUUGUGAAAGCAGCCUUAAUACUAAAUUUAAACAAUAUAUUGAAGAAACUCUUGAAAACCUGAUAAAAGGAUUAAAUUGUGAAGAGCAUCUGAUGCAGACAGACUGUAAGAAGGAAAAGCGCCCUGGAUCAUUAUCGUCAUAUAUAUUGCAUUAUAAAUUUGGAGUUUACCCUAAGCAGAAUGUCCUACCUUUUGAAAGUGACACUGUAUCCUCAAUGAAGCCCAAAAGUGGAGUUAAAGAGGCAGUUCAGAGAAUUCAGAACUACUUUGAGGAGCAGGCUGAUAAUCCUUCAUCAGAGUUUAGUUAUAUGAAGAAUUCCUUCAUUGAAGAAAAAAUACUCAUUUGUAAAGAAGGCUUUGGAAAAGGUUUAGUUGGUGCUGCUUCAUGCCCAGAAUGUUGUGUUGCAUGCUUUCCUGGUUUUUAUAGCACCAAUGAUCAAUCAGUGUGCUUGAGAUGUCCGCCUGGAACAUACAACCCAAGCCAUGGACAAACACAUUGCAGAAAAUGUCCACAUAAAAGACACACAUCCAAGGAAGGAGCUGAAUUUGUGACUCAGUGCUACAGUCAACUACCAAGCUGGUCAAUUAUUUUAAUUACUGUAACUGUAACAGCUGCAAUACUCAUCUCUAUUUUUGUGUUAUUUUGGGUAUUUCGGCGAAAAUUAUUGGCUGCAACCUAUAUUAAGGAGAUAUCCCCUGAAAAAAAGAAAAUUGUCAAGGGACUUGGAAAAGUUGUUCAGAAUGUGGAUUUGAAAGAAGCUAUAGCUCUUCUUAGACCAGUUCCUUGCAAACUUAAACCUAAACCCAAACUGCCUUUUCUGGAGGAGAUUGCAUGUGCAUCUGCUACUACUAAAGAGAGUGAGUCCUCAGAGGAAGAAAGCACUCCUGCUACUAGUAAUCCGUCUGAGUCCACAGAGGAUGAAAGUAUGUCAGAUUAUGACAGUUCUUGAAAGAAGAAUGAGUAUUCACUGAAGGUUUCUCUGAAGACUCUCCGUCAAAGUGCUGUAUGUGGUCAAGUACGCGGCACAAAGCUACAUCUCGGGAAGACAAGGCAAAGUGCCGUGUUGUCGUCCAGAACAGAAGAAGAUCACAUGUCCAGGUGGAUAAAGCAGAAGUCAGAAAAUGGGAGCCAUUGAAGGAAGAAGAAGAUUUAAGAAAGAAGAAGAAGAACAGAUGUUGAAUGUUGCUGCAGAA
Molecule: messenger RNA, 1849 nt
Organism: Erpetoichthys calabaricus (reedfish)
Lineage: Eukaryota; Metazoa; Chordata; Cladistia; Polypteriformes; Polypteridae
Product: zona pellucida-binding protein 1-like
Exons: 13
Coding region: 94-1605 (503 amino acids)
Biological process (GO): binding of sperm to zona pellucida; acrosome assembly
Cellular component (GO): zona pellucida receptor complex; extracellular region; acrosomal vesicle
Source: RefSeq, a predicted model, not a curated record